Eupeodes corollae is the source of this 861-nucleotide messenger RNA. Its product is annotated as 6-pyruvoyl tetrahydrobiopterin synthase-like. Gene Ontology annotation, biological process: tetrahydrobiopterin biosynthetic process. The record is from RefSeq and is a predicted model, not a curated record. Gene Ontology annotation, molecular function: 6-pyruvoyltetrahydropterin synthase activity. Lineage: Eukaryota; Metazoa; Arthropoda; Insecta; Diptera; Syrphidae. The coding region runs from base 131 to 640 and encodes 169 amino acids. The transcript has 4 exons. Gene Ontology annotation, cellular component: mitochondrion.
UAUUUUUAUUAUUUAUUAUUUCAAUUAUAUUAAAAGUUGCGUUCCAAGUGAAUUUAAAUCAGUUGUGAAAUAGUUAAAGCCAUUAGCUAAUCGUUUUGAAAAUUUUGAAUUUAUUUUUCACAGAAUCAUAAUGUACACCUCAAUUGCAUUUUUAACUCGUAGAGAAACGUUCAGUGCUUGUCAUCGUUUAAAUAGUCAAUACUUGACUGCUGAAGAAAAUCGAGAAACUUAUGGAAAAUGUAAUAAUAAGAAUGGUCAUGGUCACAAUUAUAUCGUUAAAGUAACUGUUCGCGGUCCUAUUGAUCCUCGCACUGGAAUGGUUAUGAAUAUCAAUGAUCUCAAAGGAGCUAUGAAUGCUGUCAUUACAAAAACUUUAGAUCACAAGAAUCUGGACAUCGAUGUUGACUACUUUGAAAAAAUCCCCAGUUCAAUGGAAAAUAUUUCAGUCUAUAUUUGGGAUAAACUUAGUAUAAAUCUAAAGAAUCCAGAACUUUUGUAUGAAAUUGAAAUCCAUGAAACUGAGAAGAACUCGGUUGUCUAUCGUGGACCAUAUUUACAAAAUGGUGCGUACACUAACGGAAAUGGACACAGAUGUAGAAUAAUUUCCAGAAAUGGCAAUUUAACCUCUGAGUCGGAGUAAAUUAUUUUAUUAAUUUUUCUUCAAGUGGAAGAAGUUAUUUUUUGAAGUUUGUAACAUUAGCAUUAACAUCAUCUUAUUAUCUCUAUGAACAAUAAGAUGAAAAUAUAUUAUAACAUACCUGAAUGUAGAUUAAUAUUACCAAAUUAUUAUAAAUUAUGCUGACCUGAAAAGUUAAAUAGAUGUGUUUCAAUUAUUUUUAAGUAAUUUCUUAAAGUUUUAAU